Molecule: messenger RNA, 1194 nt
Organism: Mytilus trossulus (common blue mussel)
Lineage: Eukaryota; Metazoa; Mollusca; Bivalvia; Mytilida; Mytilidae
Exons: 1
Coding region: 178-1194 (338 amino acids)
Source: RefSeq, a predicted model, not a curated record
CUUAAAAGAGAGAUAAAAUAUAUUUUCCAGUGUAUUAUGUUGAGAUGUUUUCUGAUUCUUUAUCAGAAUAGACAUUAUGUGUGAAGCUGUUAUAGUUUAUUCGAAUUUUUAGUGACCAAAUAGUGACUUUUGUAAAGAUUUUCGAAAGUGAUUGAAUCGGAGUUCACAACACACAAAAUGGCUGACCAGGUAACGAAAGACAAACAACAACAACAACAAUCAAACUUAGAUAGUUAUUUUAAAAAUACACCAAAACAUAGUGGUAAAAGGUUACAACCAUCCAGUAGUCCCGACAACUUAUCUCCAUCUAUGCAACAAGUUGAAAAGGUAGCAAGAACAGCCAACCUUGAUUCAUCUCUCAGUGGCUCUAUCGUUUCUGAACAUGACAGUUCUGAACAGAUAAUAUCAUCCAUUGAAAAUGAAACUGUAUUCAAGCUAUCUGAUGUUGUUUGUGCUACGCUAAAAAAUCAAGAGUUUUUGGACUCCAUCAUUCCUCUCAUCACUGAAAAGGUAAUUGAAAUGGUCAAACCUAAAAUUGCACUGAUCGUUGACGAAUGUAUUCAGCCUCAUUUACUUACUAUCAAACACAAUAAAGAAGCACUUAUUUUGAAAGAUGUUGAACUUAACAAUCAAAAAGAGCAAAUAAAUUAUUUAAACCGCAAAUUAGACAAGAUCGAAGCCAGAGUCGAGGAACAGGAACAGUAUUCGCGAAGAACCAGUUUACGAUUCCAUAAUGUUCCUGCACCAACUGACGACAAAGGCGAUAUUAUCAAGCCUAUAGACACAGAUUCCCUUAUCCUUGGUAUUUGCUAUAAGCAAUUGAAAUUGAAGUUAGACACGAGAGAUAUUGGCAGAUCCCAUCCCAUAGGUGAGAUUAAAGACGGGAAAAUUUCCAUCAUUGUACGGUUCCUGUCGUAUCGUCAAAGGCAGUUGGUUUUAAGCAAUAAACGCAAAUUGAAAGGAAACACAAACAAAACUUUCAUUGCUGAAAACCUUACAAAACACAGAUACAAUCUUCUGCACAGACUUAACACAUUGCGUGAGAAAGGCAAAAUCAAUUCGUUUUGGACACAUGACGGGUCCAUAUUGAUUAAACAAUCUGAGAAUUCUCGUCCGAAAGUGGUAAUUUCUAGGCAGGACAUAUAUAAGCUUGGUGGGGAAGUCCUUGAAGGUGAUGACCAGAAAGAGGAUUAG